Dioscorea cayenensis subsp. rotundata (Guinea yam) is the source of this 1900-nucleotide messenger RNA. RefSeq names its product DNA ligase 1. Lineage: Eukaryota; Viridiplantae; Streptophyta; Magnoliopsida; Dioscoreales; Dioscoreaceae. Gene Ontology annotation, cellular component: nucleus. The transcript is spliced from 9 exons. The record is from RefSeq and is a predicted model, not a curated record. The coding region runs from base 75 to 1556 and encodes 493 amino acids.
UCUCCAAUUGUUCUUGAAUUGAAGGCCAGUGGCAGCAUCGCUCUUGUUCUACCGAAAGAGUGAGAGGGAGAGAGAUGGAGGAGGAGGAGAAGGGGAAGACGAAGACGAGAGAGGAGAUCGAGGCUGAGAUAUCGCAGGCGAUGAGAGCGCGGGUGGAGGACUUCAAGGAACAAGCGGAUUCCUUGACUCUUGAGGGAGUUAGAAGGGCAUUGGAAAAAGAUCUGGGGAUGAAAGCAUUCUCGCUGGAUGUUCAUAAGAGAUUCAUUAAGCAAUGUUUGGAAAAGUUUUUCUAUGGCCCUGAAGAUGAGAGUAUUUCCAAAUCCUCAGAGAAGUUGUCAGUCGAAGCUGAUCAAGCUCUAAAUGAAGAAACACCUGUAAAGUCUGAAAAGUUGUUGGAAGAAAGGGGAAACGAUAGCUCUAUUCUUGAAGAAAAAUCACGAGGAUCUCCUGCGCUUGCAGGAAAUGAACCAUCUGAUCAAGUGAAUGAUAAAGAUGAAGAUAUUGAAUUAAAUGAAGAUAUUAUACGGAAGGCAAUAAAAGAAAGAGCUGAUCAUUUCAGAGCUAAUUCAGAGACAAUUACAUUGUCGGGAGUUCGUCGUAUCUUGGAAGGAGAUCUUAAACUUGCAAGAAACACUUUAGAUGCAUAUAAAAGUUUCAUUAGCCUUGAAUUGGAUGAGGUCUUGACACCACCAGAAUCCGCGAAAGCCUCAAAUGGAGCUAAGAAGAGAGACUUGAAGAAAUCAACUGAUUCACCAAGGGCAAGAAAGGGCUCGAAAAGAACGAGGAAGAGUUCAGAUACCUCAGAUUCUGAUGACUUGUCAAGUGAGGAUGAGGAAACUGAGGAGGUGGUAAGAAGACCCAAAAAGAAGGUGGCCAAAGAGCCAAAAACAAACACAAAAGAAAAUGUAAAGAAGAAGAAAUCACAAGAGGAAACUAGGUCAACUAGUUCCAAGAAAAAGAAGUCAGCAGAACCAGAUUCAAAUAAGAAUUCUGAAAGUCAUAGUGAAGGCUCCUCAGAAGAGGGUGACUCUCAUUCAUCUGAGGAAGGAAGCAAGAAGAGAGAAAAACCGACUCAAUCAGUAUAUGGAAAACAAGUAGAGCAUCUCAAGUCAACAAUCAAGUCCUGUGGAAUGAGUGUUCCCCCAUCAGUUUACAGAAGGGCCAAGCAGGCUCCUGAGAGCAAGCGUGAAGCCUAUUUGAUUAAGGAGUUGGAAGAUAUUCUAGAAAAGGAAGGGCUAUCAACAAAUCCUUCUGAGAAAGAGAUAAAAGCAGUCAAGAAGAAGAAAGAAAGGGCCAAGGAGCUUGAGGGCAUUGAUAUGAGUAAUAUUGUCUCAAGCACUCGCCGUAGAACCACUUCCAGUUACAUACCUCCUCCCAAGCCUAAAGUUGUUGUUGAAAGUGAAGAUGAUGAAGAAGAAGGGGAUGAUGAGGAAGAUGAGGAAGACGAGGAAGAUGAGGAAGAUGCUGAGAAUGAAGAAGAUACUGAUGAUGGAAAUGAUGAUGGUGGAGAAUCAAGUGAAGCAUCCGACGGAGGUGGUGAAGACGAAAGUGAUUAGAGUUCCAAGAUCAUAUCCCUUGUCUGAUUACAAAUGACUCAUAGAUGUUUCUUCUAGGAGAGCUGAUGAUUCUACUCAAAACAUUUGGUAUGCAACCGGAUAUGUCAAUAGUGAAUGUCGUAGAAUGAUUUAGGAGGCCAGAACCUCGUUUUCUGAUAUGGCUGUGGACUUCAUUCAGUCUUCUUCUCAGUUUUGCUUCAUUGAAGGGAAAUCUUAGCCGCAAGACUUUUUAAAAUUGAACGGUUGUUUUAAUUCUCAGUUUGUUGGCAGCCUUUCUUUGCCCUAUAAUAUGUAUUGACAGAGGAGAUUGAUGGGAUUUGAAAUGCCGAUUUAUUUCUAUUUCA